AACAGAAUGUACUACAAAGUACAAACUGUUUAACUCUCCUGAAGGCAAAUCGAAAAUCGAAAAAAUGGAAAUGGAAAUCGAUGACACUCCAAAACCCACAGGUGAAGGGACGAAAGGGAAGCCUAUCGUGGUGAUAUUGGUGGGUGCACCAGGUAGCGGCAAGUCCACAUUUUGUGAACAAGUCAUGGCCUCUUCUACAAGACCCUGGGUUCGCAUUUGCCAGGACACCAUUGGAAAUGGUAAGUCUGGAACAAAAUCUCAGUGCCUAAAGAGUGCUGCUAGUGCAUUGAAUGAUGGAAAAAGUGUAUUUAUCGAUAGAUGCAAUCUCGACAGAGAACAGCGUGCAGAAUUUGUGAAGCUUGGCAAUCCCAAUGUAGAUGUGCAUGCCAUUGUGCUUGAUCUUCCAGCUAAACUCUGUAUAUCUCGAUCAGUUAAACGGACUGGGCAUGAGGGAAACUUGCAAGGUGGAAAAGCUGCUGCAGUGGUGAACCGAAUGCUACAAAAGAAGGAAUUUCCUAAACUGAGUGAAGGGUUUACUCGGAUCACAUUUUGCCAGAAUGAGAGUGAUGUCCAGGCUGCUCAUAACACAUACAGUGCACUUGGUCCUUUGGAUACACUUCCCAAUGGCUCCUUUGGCCAGAAGAACCCAGAUGCCAAAAUUCAGCUUGGUAUAAUGAGGUUUUUAAAGAAAGUAGAGGUUCCUGCUAACACGGUAUCUGAUGUAAAUAGCAUUCAGAGUUCUGUUUCUCAUAAGAAUACUGAGGAAAAGGAGCCCAGCUACAAAGGACAGGAUAAUAUAUCUUCAUUUUCAGGGAAUGCCAGUAAGGAGUUAAAGGAAGGUGAAAACCUGGCAGUUUGCUCUUCUGGUAGUCAUGCUUCUUUGAACAACACUCCUACUCUGGCAUUUCCAUCUAUUUCAACAUCAGAUUUCCAAUUCAACCUUGAGAAAGCCUCUGAUAUUAUUGUCGAGGUUGUUGAGGAAUAUGUAAAUAAGCUUGGGAGUGCCAGGCUUGUGUUGGUGGAUGUGUCUCAUAAAUCAAAGAUUUUGUCUUUGGUUAAGACAAAAGCUGCCCAGAAAAACAUUGAGUUGAAUAAGUUUUUUACAUUUGUAGGAGAUAUCACAAAACUUUAUUCAGAAGGAGGUUUACGCUGCAAUGUAAUAGCUAAUGCUGCAAAUUGGCGACUUAAACCUGGAGGUGGAGGUGUGAAUGCUGCAAUUUUUAAUGCUGCUGGUCCUGCCCUUGAGGUUGCAACCAAAGAACAAGCUCAAUCUCUUCACCCAGGGAAAGCUGUGGUUGUUCCUCUCCCUUCAACUUCUCCCUUGUUUAGUAGGGAAGGGGUUACCCAUGUCAUACAUGUUCUUGGACCAAAUAUGAACCAACAUCGACCAAAUUGUCUGAACAAUGACUAUAUUAAAGGCUGCCAAAUUCUCCGCGAAGCUUACACUUCAUUAUUUGAAGGUUUUGCAUCUAUAAUUAGGACCCAAGGAAAGUUGGCCAAAGUAAGCAAUGAAAACCUUGACUCAAAUCCUUCAGGGGCACAAGAGGUCAUUGAAGGUGCAAAUACAAAGCAUUCUCCAAAUAAUGAUCAAAAGAGUAAGAGAGAGCAUGAACAUGACUAUGAUAGAAGCAAAAAAUGCAAAGGAUCUCAGGAUGAAAUUGGGGCAGAUAUCCCUGAGUCCAAAAUCGGAAAGGUAGACAAAAACAAUGACAAGAUUGAUGGAAGCAUGACCAAGGCAUGGGGAUCAUGGGCUCAAGCUCUUCAUAAAAUUGCCAUGCACCCUCAGACACAUAAGGAUGUUGUGCUGGAGAUAUCAGAUGAUGUUGUAGUACUGAAUGAUCUUUAUCCCAAGGCAAGAAGGCAUCUUUUGGUGCUAGCACGAUCUGAAGGUCUUGAUCGCCUUUCAGAUGUUAGUAAAGACCAUCUGCAGUUAUUAAAGACAAUGCAUGAUGUGGGUUUGAAGUGGGCUGAGAAGUUUCUGCAAGAAGAUGCAUCUUUGAUCUUCCGCCUUGGCUAUCACUCGGUCCCAUCAAUGCGACAACUACACCUUCAUGUUAUUAGCCAAGAUUUUGAUUCAAAAAAUUUGAAAAAUAAGAAGCACUGGAACUCAUUCAAUACCGCUUUCUUUCUCGACUCUGUAGAUGUACUUGAGGAAGUCAGCAGUCAUGGUAAAGCAACCUUAAGAGAUGAUGAAAGCUUGUUGUCUAUGGAGUUGCGUUGUCACCGAUGUAGAAGUGCACACCCCAACAUACCUCGGUUAAAAUCACACAUAAGCAAUUGUCAAGCCCCUUUUCCACCCUCUCUACUUCAAAAUUCCCGCUUAGUGCUUGCCCCAUGUAAUGCUGGUAUUGAUCCUUAGAUGUGUUUAUUUGUCAUGUAUCCUCAAAUUUUGUUGUAAAUAAUGUAGAAUCAUACUGGUUCAAGCAAUUGUGUUUUUGCUGGCUGGCUUGGCACUGAUAAUGAAAUCCUUGUGCAUCAACAAUCUAACUUUA
Molecule: messenger RNA, 2492 nt
Organism: Quercus robur (English oak)
Lineage: Eukaryota; Viridiplantae; Streptophyta; Magnoliopsida; Fagales; Fagaceae
Product: transcription factor bHLH140
Exons: 6
Coding region: 65-2359 (764 amino acids)
Biological process (GO): single strand break repair; double-strand break repair
Cellular component (GO): nucleus
Molecular function (GO): mismatched DNA binding; double-stranded RNA binding; single-strand break-containing DNA binding
Source: RefSeq, a predicted model, not a curated record